Molecule: messenger RNA, 1671 nt
Organism: Otolemur garnettii (small-eared galago)
Lineage: Eukaryota; Metazoa; Chordata; Mammalia; Primates; Galagidae
Gene: ZNF671
Product: zinc finger protein 671
Exons: 3
Coding region: 24-1508 (494 amino acids)
Biological process (GO): regulation of DNA-templated transcription
Source: RefSeq, a predicted model, not a curated record
CAGGGGUUCCUGGACACGCUGAGAUGUCCCCACUGCUCCAAGGAGUGUCGGAGGCUCAGAGGGAAGGCAAAUGCCUGUGUCCCUGGCCUAGAGGCCCCCCAUUCCCAGCCUCUCUUCGUCCUCAGAGUCAAGGGGUGGCUGCGGAGCAGCGGGACCUGGCGCAGGGCUGUGUGAUCUUUCAGGAUGUGUUUGUAUACUUCUCACGGGAAGAAUGGGAACUCCUUGACAAUGCUCAAAGACUCCUAUACCAUGAUGUGAUGCUGGAGAACUUUGCACUUUUAGCUUCACUUGGUUGUUGGCAUGGAGUUGAGGAUGAGGAAGCACCUUCUGAGCAGAAUGCUUCUGUGGCAGGAGAGCUGCAGACCAGAAUACCCAUGAGAGAGCUAAAGACCCACAAAUGUUACAUGUGUGAUUCUACAUUGAAAGAUAUUUUACACCUGGCUGAAUACCAGAGGGAAAAAGUCAGGCAGAAGCCAUACAACUGGGGGGCAUGUGGGAAACAGUUCUGGUUCAGUACAAAGUUUGACCAAUACCAGAAGAAGCCCAGUGGAGAGAAACCCUUCAGAAGGGACAAGAAUAAGGACUCUAUGAACAGCUACAGAGUCCGUGGGCCAGAGAAGACCCACACAUGUGGGGAAGGUGACAUGGACUUUUCAGCCACUUCUGCCCUUCUUCAGUACCCUGCCCCUCCCAGAAGAAUGAAGCUCAAUAACAGCACCAAGCUUGAGGGGACCUUUCUUACUGGACAGAGGUAUCACAAGUGUGGUGAAUGUGGAAAAGCCUUUACCCGGAAAGACACCCUUGCACGGCAUCAGAGAAUCCACACUGGAGAAAGGCCUUACGAAUGUAGUGAAUGUGGGAAAUUCUUUAGCCAAAGCUAUGACCUUUUUAAACACCAGACAGUUCACACUGGAGAAAGACCUUAUGAGUGCAAUGAAUGUGGGAAAUUCUUUAGACAAAUCUCUGGCCUGAUUGAGCACAGGCGAGUUCACACAGGUGAAAGGCUCUAUCAGUGCAACAAAUGUGGGAAAUUCUUUAGCAGUAAGUCUAAUCUCAUUCGACACCAGGAAGUUCACACAGGAGCCAGGCCUUACUUAUGCAGUGAAUGUGGGAAGGAGUUUAGUCGCAAACAUACACUUGUUCUGCAUCAGCGAACUCACACUGGAGAAAAGCCUUAUGAGUGCAGUGAAUGUGGGAAGGCCUUUAGCCAAAGUUCCCACCUUAACGUACACUGGAGAAUUCACAGUAGUGAUUAUGAGUGUAGCAGAUGUGGGAAAGCCUUUAGUUGUAUCUCUAAACUUAUUCAGCACCAGAAAGUUCACUCUGGAGAAAAGCCCUAUGAGUGCAGCAAGUGUGGGAAAGCCUUCACUCAAAGGCCAAACCUUAUCAGGCACUGGAAAGUCCACACUGGAGAAAGGCCUUAUGUAUGCAGUGAGUGUGGGAGAGAGUUCAUCCGGAAACAAACACUGGUUCUGCACCAGAGGAUUCAUGUUGGAGAAAAACCUUAAUAGUAUGGUGACUAUGGGAAACCUUUUGGCCAACACCUGGACUUAGGAUUCCUUGGAGAACUAACUGUGACGACAGUAGAUGCAGGAAAACCUUUGCCCAAAGGCUGAAUCUAUCAUUGGGAGUUUCUCACUGGACAAAGUCCUUACCAGAACAGGGAAUGUC